ACGGUGACGCUUUGAGAGUGGCACCAGUAGCUUUUGCGUGAAUAAUAUCCUGUGUGUGGGAUCGUUCGCUGGUGUCAGAACGAUAUUAAGGAGGACGCCAGGUGAAUCAAGGACCGCACCAACGCCGCGUCGAUUUGUGCUUGUCUCUAUUCUGUGUUGUGAUACUGGCGUGGAACUAAAAACACAAAUAUGGAACGUGGACGAGGACGUGGCGGACCUCGUGGAGGCCGCAUGGGGGGAGGCCCAAUGAGGGGACCGCCUGGCCGUAUGUGUCCACCUGGCCCCCCUGGCCCGAUGCGCGGUCCAGGCGGACCUGGCGGCCCUCCUGGUCGUAUGGGACCUCCCGGUGGACCUGGCUCAAUACGUGGCGGGCCAGGGGGACCUGGAGGACCCGGUGGGCCCAUGCGAUGCCCAGGGGGCCCCGGUGGUCCCAUGAGAGGACUUCCAGGUGGACCUGGUGGUCCUGGUGGACCUAUGCGUGGCGUUGGAGGCCCUCUCAAGGCGCCAGUUGGACCUAACGGUCACUUGCGCGGACCUGGAGGACCUAUCAGGGGUCCAGGAGGGCCUGGGGGACCUCAACGUGGACCGGGUGACCCGCAGCGUGGACCCGGUGGACCUCAGCGUGGACCCGGUGGACCUCAGCGUGGGCCCGGUGGACCUCAGCGUGGGCCCGGUGGACCUCAGCGAGGACCCGGUGGCCCAAUGCGUGGCCCCGGAGGUCCUCUAAACCUCCAGAGGGGACCGAACGUUGGUAGACGAGGCCCGCCUCAGGGUGGACGAGGCGAUAACCUGGGACCGGCGCAAAAGCGCGGACGUUGGGAGAACAACCAGCAACAACAGCAACAACAACAGCAGCAGGACUACAACGUGGGCGGUCCCCCGCAGGGCCAGAAUAACCACGGUUAUAAUGAUCGACAGAACGGAGGAUAUGGGGGACCUCAGAACAACGGAGGCGGAUACCAGAAUGGUAUGGACAAUUACAACCGAAACCAGGGCGGUUACGGUAACCAGGCUCAGGGUCAGGGCUACAACCAGGGAGGCGGUGGAGGUAGAUACCAGCAAAAUGGGGGCGGAUACGUAAGCAGCGGAGCAGGAGGUGGCUAUGGUGACAACCAAGGUUAUAGCAACAGUGGAGGUGGCAGCGGUUAUGGCCAGAACCAAAGUUAUGGCCCCAAGGACAACUACCGCCAGGGAGGAGGCGGCGGUGGCGCCUACGGCUACAACAACCAGGGCCCUCAGGGCGGAGGAGGGUAUAACUCCUACGAGCAAAGGCCCAUGCAGAAUAGGAAUCAGGGGUACAACAACUACGGUCAAAGGCAGCCCUACUAAGCAUUCUAGCCGUCGUCGGCGUAUAGCUCACAGACCCAUGUUCCCCCCACGUUCCGAGACUUUUCCACCCGUCUGAUCCCCGUUGAAAAAUUAUCCGGGGCGGACCUCGGGAUCGAUCUGAUCUUGGUCUGUGUCUGGGGCAGCGGGUUUCUGACUGAGCCGAACGCUAACCGGCUAGAACUGCCGGAAAAAGCGAUAACGACUGAGCCGCUUACGGCGUACUGCAAAACGUCGCACUACCGGGCGCGUUAUUUCCAUCUACAAAACCGCCCCAAAUAACAAUACCCUGGAAAUUAACCAGUAAACUACUCGCACUUCACAUAAACGACGAUAUUCAACGUCGUCACACUCUUAUAUACGUUUGAUAAAAAUAACAAAUAAUUACAACCAAUAUUAUUAUUAUCAUUAUUAUUUUAUUUUACUAUUAUUUAAAAAACAUGAGAAACAAAUGAAAUAUAGAGACAUUGUCAUCUUCAGUAUGUGACACCGCUUGCCACGUGGCGCAUACUAAAGGAAGAACAAAACACCCAUGUCUUCUUUAAGUACGUUAUAACGAGUUAUUUUUAUUAUUAUUAUUGUUGUCAACGAAAAAGCGCAAAAUGUGUAAUUAUAAUAUGGUGCGUAAAUAUAAUACAUAUACAUUAUGAAUACACAUAGCGUAGUGCUGACGCAUCAAUGAUGUCAAUCGUGUGUCGAUUGCUCGAAACAAAGGUGACACCUAAUUAUUAGCGAAAAAGCAGAGAUGAAAUUAAAAGCUGUUGCCGAAAGGGAGAAAGAUUUAAUUUUUCACGCGAUGUAGCGUGCUAUCUAUCAAUGUGCUUUCUACGCACAGCUAUACCCUCGAAGAACGUCGUGAGUGGGUAAGCUGAUGCGUAUCCGUUGCAAAUCAAGAAGCGUUUAAUUUAAACGGAUCCAAUUUCAACUCAUAUAAAUUAUUAACCGAAAUAAUCAUGUAAGAAGUAAAGAAACGAGUUGACGGAAAGCGUUCUGCGUCAGAUGAACGAGGCGAGCAGUAUAGCGAACGUAUAUAUACAAAUGGAUGAUGAAGAAAAUAUACAUUAUAUUAUCUAUAUAUAAGGAAAAUACCGACACGUAACUAAGUACAUUAAGCAUUAAAAACAAAAUUAUAGGUAAAAAGAAUUCGCACGCAAGACAACUUUCUCAUUUGGAGACAAACUUCGUUGAAGUUCCUUAUAGUCCACUUGUCACAUAUGUUAUAUAUAGAAAUAAAUCAUUCGUUUUGUUGAGAGUCUAGAAUCGUCAAAGCUAUCAGAAUUGCAAAUAGUAACAAUUCAUAACAAUGAAGCAAAAACCAAAUCGCUCAUGUGAGAGAGAUAUUCAAAUAAAGUUGUAAACUGGCCGAUUUCGAAUCCGAGUAUUCGAUGGCAAAAAUUAAAAUUAAUUGAAUUCUUUAUUUGACUUCCCUAGUCAUCAUCUGCUGAUACCAAUUAUUCAGUCUAUUAGUUCAUUUUGACUAGCGAUGGUAGAAAAAAAUGGCCAAAACUGGGUGAGGUAAAUGCAGUUGUCACCAGCAGCCCUUACUACUAGGGUUGUCAGAUACUUGAGUCCAUUAUACACUGGUGGCCUCUUCACGUUACUGGAUUGGCAGAUUCUCUGAUUUUUUUAAAAAUUUUAUUACUAUUACAAAUAAUGCUACACGGUAACCCAGACUUUGGAAGAAGACGAUGCGAAGUCAAUUAAGGGAACACAGUCAGCAACUCUGGAGAAAAUCUUCGACGUAAAAGAACAACGAAACCUCAAUACCAAAAAUGAAACCUCAACAGAUGCGAUAAAAUCUGACUUUGAAUAUGCUAGAAAGGCGAGAAAACUACCAGACAAGAAGCGGGGCUGAUAUGCGGUUGUACGAAAUAUGCUAGUAAAAGAAUCAGUUAGAAAGGACUCAAGCUAAAUGUUUAGAAAGUCGUCCAUUAAAAGUAUGACUAUAAAGCCUUUUAAUGCCGAAGCGAUUAUCCUACUGCUCUCUUGAUAUGCGUGCAAAUAUGACAACUGGGAGUUCAUAGACCUUGUACCAGGAUCACUUUCCGACAGGCCCGUCAAGGAAAAUAAAAAUUUGCAUUUCUUCAUUGUUUUCCGUCCUUAAAUCGGCGAGCCGCUGAAACAAGUUCAGCUGUACACUGUUCGCUUGCCACUCGGGACGAAGAUGAUCAGGUCGAUACUGCCUGGGCACUGCCUAUAGCCGCUUGCAGCGCAACCAAUCCCGUAGGCGGAGAUGAGUACGAUUUGUAUGACUGGUGCAGUAUGCCAAUGUUGUAUUGUGUCAUCCGGCAGGCAAUGCGAACGAUGUUGACAGUGUAAUAGCUCUCUCGCGUCACCGGGGAGCGCUUAAAAGUAACAAGAUCUUAGAAGCAGAAUAGGAGUGCUCCAUCGGGCAUGCAAUAAGGCGUUGAGUGAAGUACUUAUAUGUAAACCUAAUAUAGGUGUCAGCAUACUUGGAGCAGUGUUUCAGAUUACGAGAUCGGGGAUGGAGAUAAUGAUCGGCUGAGUUUUGAUGGAACUGUUUUUUCUACAUUUCUUAUGUGUUCUAAUUUUG
Molecule: messenger RNA, 3880 nt
Organism: Varroa destructor (honeybee mite)
Lineage: Eukaryota; Metazoa; Arthropoda; Arachnida; Mesostigmata; Varroidae
Source: RefSeq, a predicted model, not a curated record